AUGGUAGUUAUCCCUAGUUUUCAGAAGAAAGAUAUUGGAAAGCUAACAAAUCCAAUAGCAUCUGCUUCUUCCGUCCUUCUUCGACAGAAGAUUGUCAAAAGAUGCCGUGAAGACAUAUAUCACUUUUUGAACCAUGAAAAUGGACAAAUAGCCAUAUAUGAUGCUGUUAACCCACUGGCUGCUGGUAGAAUAUCUCUCUCAAGAGAAUUUGCGAAGCAAGAUAUCGAGUAUGUGGGGUGGGAUUCCCAGGUGGCUGUAAAAGAUUAUCUAGCUCGAAUAUCCGCGAGAAUUCCACUGUUCGAAACCAUGCAAGAGCAAGAGUUGAACUAUAUCAAGAUGUUUAACGCCGGUGAAAAGAUGAUGAUUAACAACCGUGGAUUUGGUUAUCUCCAUCAUCGGAUUGUUUUUUACCUGUUGAACCUACAUAUCAAGAACAGGCGUACCUAUUUUGUCAGGGCCGGCACUUCUAUGGAGUCAGACUCGUACAAAGCCGAUUCGUCACUUUCGUCAAAAGGGGAAGAUUAUGCCCGCAAGAUGACUGACACGCUCAUUAAACAUCGGGAAGAAGAGAGAAAAGUCCUACUAGAACAGGGCGAGCCUGAUCCACAGCUCAGGCCACUCAUAAUCUGGUCUUCAACCCGACGCAGAUCUAUAGAAACUGCACAAUUUCUUCGUUUACAGGGAUACAAAGUCCGACAUCGUUCUCAAAUGAGCCAGCUGAAUCCAGGAGUAUGCGAGAAGAUGUCGGAAGAACAGAUCAGAAAAGAAUAUCCUGAUGAAGUAGAAAUGCAUGACUUGGACCCCUAUCACCACAGGUAUCCCAGAGCUGAGUCAUAUCACGACUUGGCCGUGCGCCUUGAGCCUGUCAUCCUUGAGCUUGAACGUGAACAAAACGAUCUGCUUAUCAUUGCACAUGAAAGCGUCUUGAGAGUGUUAUAUGGGUAUUUAAUGGCGUGUAACUCUACAGAUAUCCCGUUUCUGUCCUUCCCACGCGACCAGAUAAUUGAGAUAAUCCCUGGCAGCUAUAAUAACCAGGCAAAACGCAUUCACAUACCAGAUCUUCCACCAGAAAUUGUUCCAGGUUCACCAGAGGACAUUAAGAUUCCCGUCCCACCGAGUGGCAUCGUUUCACCAAUGCCUGGUGGUGGGCUGGAUGGCUCCUCUUUUGAAAGGGGCGCAACUCCGCAGCUCGGAUUUAGGGCACCCAAAGAUCCAGAAAAGAUAUCCCAGCACCAUGCCGAAGAUGUCGUCUGA
Messenger RNA from Trichophyton benhamiae CBS 112371, 1254 nucleotides. RefSeq lists its product as uncharacterized. The transcript is spliced from 6 exons. Gene Ontology annotation, molecular function: fructose-2,6-bisphosphate 2-phosphatase activity; ATP binding; 6-phosphofructo-2-kinase activity. NCBI's taxonomy places the organism in Eukaryota, Fungi, Ascomycota, Eurotiomycetes, Onygenales, Arthrodermataceae. The record is from RefSeq and is a predicted model, not a curated record. The coding region runs from base 1 to 1254 and encodes 417 amino acids. Gene Ontology annotation, biological process: fructose 2,6-bisphosphate metabolic process; fructose metabolic process. Gene Ontology annotation, cellular component: cytosol.